AAGAGAGAGAGAGAGAGAGAAAGAUUGAUCAUUUGAGUCUUUGUUCAAACCUUUUGAGCUCAAAGAAACAAUCAAAUUGCAGACCCACCUUCUUCCUCACACCUUCUUAAAUAUAUACACACACUUAUAUACACAUAUACAUACAUACAUACACAUAUACACUUUCCUAUGAUUCUUGGAAAAUCCAUUAUUUUUUUCUUCAUUUCUUCUUACCCUUUAUUUCUUGUACAAAAAGUUUGUAAAUUUACAACAAAUCUUGCAAAAAGAUUGUAAAUUUACAAGAAAUCUUGAGGAUUCUUGUUGUGCUGAUUUUCAUAUUUAAUUACUUGGGUUUUGAGCUAUCUGCUUGAACCAAAUUAAUUUAUUCAUUUCACCAUUUGGGUGUGUGUAAAGCACCAAUCUUUUUGUUGUUUAUUGAGUGAUUCUCAUCUGGGUAUUUGUGUAAACCUGUUUCUUGAAAAAUUUCAGUAUUUUUCUUUAAAAAUUAUUACACAACAAUUUGAAAAAAAAAAAAAUGGGUACAGGGAGGAAAAAAAGGUUGCAUUUUAGCAAGAUCUAUUCAUUCAAAUGUGGAAGAAAUAGAUUUGAAGAUGAUCAUUCACAGAUUGGUGGUCCUGGAUUCUCAAGAGUUGUGUAUUGUAAUGAGACUGGUGUAUCAGAGGCUGCAAGUCAAAGUUAUGCAGAUAAUUAUGUUAGGUCAACUAAGUAUACACCAAUGACAUUCUUACCAAAAUCAUUGUUUGAACAGUUUAGAAGAGUUGCAAAUUUCUACUUUCUUGUUACUGGUAUUCUGUCAUUUACAGAACUUGCUCCUUACUCUGCUGUUAGUGCUAUUCUUCCUUUGAUUGUUGUCAUUGGUGCUACUAUGGUCAAAGAAGGUAUUGAAGAUUGGCAGAGGCAAAAACAGGAUCAUGAGGUCAACAAUCGAAAAGUCAAAGUUCAUGUAGGCGGAGGCGAAUUCAAAACAAGAGAAUGGAAAAAUCUAAGAGUUGGAGAUGUAGUUAAAGUCGAAAAAGACGAGUUCUUUCCUGCUGAUCUUCUGUUGCUUUCAUCAAGCUAUGAAGACGCAGUAUGUUACGUCGAAACAAUGAAUUUAGACGGCGAAACAAAUCUGAAGCUAAAACAAUCACUAGACGCAACUUCAACAGUUCAUAACGAUUCAGAUUUCAACACGUUCAGAGCCACUGUCAAAUGCGAAGAUCCAAACGCAAGUUUGUACACUUUUGUCGGAACAAUGGAGUAUCAAGAACAGCAGUAUGCACUUUCGCCACAACAGCUUCUGUUACGCGAUUCAAAGCUUAGAAACACGGAUUAUAUAUACGGUGUUGUGAUCUUCACGGGCCAUGAUACGAAAGUGAUCCAAAACUCUACAGAAGCACCUUCGAAACGAAGUGGGAUCGAAAGAAGAAUGGAUACCAUCAUCUAUUUCUUGUUCUUUAUCUUGUUUCUAAUGGCGUUUCUCGGGUCGGUUUAUUUCGGGAUUGUUACGAAAAGGGAUUUAGAUGGUGACAGACAGAAAAGAUGGUAUUUGGGUCCGGAUAGAGCAAAAAUAUUUUUCGACCCGAAUAGAGCUCCAGCUGCAGCAAUAUAUCAUUUUCUCACUGCUUUGUUACUGUAUAGUUACUUGAUACCGAUUUCGUUAUAUGUCUCUAUCGAGAUUGUGAAAGUGUUGCAGACGAUUUUCAUCAACAACGAUAUUCAUAUGUACUAUGAAGAAGCGGAUAAACCGGCUCACGCUAGAACCUCGAAUUUGACCGAAGAACUUGGUCAAAUCGACACGAUUUUGUCGGAUAAAACCGGGACGUUGACUUGUAACUCGAUGGAGUUCAUCAAGUGUUCGGUGGCCGGGACCGCGUACGGGCGUGGUGUUACGGAAGUUGAACGAGCUAUGGCUAAACGAACGGGGUCUCCGUUAAUCGUUAACGGUAGAGAUCAGCUUAAUGAUGAGAAUACCGAUGAUGAUUCAACAUUAUCGGUUAAAGGGUAUAACUUUGAGGAUGAACGGAUCACGAAUGGGUACUGGAUUCAUGAACCGCAUUCGGAUGUGAUUCAGAAGUUUUUUCGGUUGUUAGCUAUUUGUCAUACUGCGAUACCUGAUGUGGAUGAAGAAACGGGAAAAGUUACGUAUGAAGCUGAAUCACCGGAUGAGGCUGCUUUUGUUAUCGCUGCAAGAGAGCUCGGGUUCGAGUUCUACAAACGGACGCAAACAACCGUUUCGUUUAUGGAGUUAGAUCCGGUCACCAAGAAACAAGUCGAAAGGACGUAUGAGCUUUUAAACGUUUUAGAGUUCAACAGUGCACGAAAGAGAAUGUCCGUUAUUGUUCGGGACGACACUGGAAAGCUACUUUUACUAUGCAAAGGCGCAGACAGUGUUAUGUUCGAUAGACUCGCUAAAAACGGGAGAGAAUUCGAAGAGAGUACAAAAGAACACGUGAACGAGUAUGCGGAUGCAGGUUUAAGAACCUUAAUUCUCGCUUAUCGUGAACUCACCGAGGAAGAAUACAAAGAGUUCAAUGAAAAGUUCACGGAAGCCAAGAAUUCGGUUAGUGUCGAUCGCGAUGAAUUGAUCGAUGAAGCAACCGAAGGAAUUGAAAAAGACUUGAUACUUCUUGGCGCCACCGCCGUUGAGGACAAACUGCAAAAAGGGGUUCCGGAAUGCAUCGACAAACUGGCUCAAGCGGGAAUCAAGAUUUGGGUUCUCACCGGUGAUAAAAUGGAAACCGCCAUCAAUAUCGGGUUUGCUUGUAGUUUGCUUAGACAAGGAAUGAAACAGAUUAUUAUAACGUUGGAGUCCCCGGAAAUCAUAGCAGCCGAAAAAGACGGGGACAAAACCGUAAUUUCCAAGGUGUCGAAAGAGAGCGUUAAAAAGCAGAUACUAGCCGGAAAGGCUCAGCUUACUGCUUCAACCACUGAUCCGUUCGCACUCAUCAUUGAUGGAAAAUCUCUAGCGUACGCUCUCCAUGACGACAUUAAAAACACGUUUUUGGAGCUUGCGGUCGGUUGCGCGUCUGUCAUCUGCUGUCGGUCUUCCCCUAAACAGAAAGCACUGGUUACGAGACUCGUGAAAGAAGGAACUGGAAAGACCACUUUAGCUAUUGGUGACGGGGCGAAUGAUGUGGGAAUGCUUCAAGAAGCUGACAUUGGUAUCGGGAUUAGCGGUGUUGAAGGAAUGCAGGCGGUUAUGUCGAGUGAUAUCGCGAUUGCUCAGUUUCGGUUUCUUGAACGGUUGCUGUUGGUGCAUGGACAUUGGUGUUACAGAAGAAUUUCUUCAAUGAUUUGCUACUUCUUCUACAAAAACAUCGUAUUCGGAACCACCGUAUUCCUCUACGAAGCAUACGCCUCCUUCUCAGGCCAACCCGCGUACAACGACUGGUACCUCUCUCUCUACAACGUCUUCUUCACAUCACUCCCCGCCAUCGCUUUAGGCGUGUUCGACCAAGACGUAUCAGCUCGGUUCUGCCUCAAGUUCCCCUUACUAUACCAAGAAGGCGUCCAAAACACACUCUUCCGCUGGCGCCGCAUAUUCGGCUGGAUGCUCAACGGUCUAGCCAGCGGCGUCAUAAUCUUCUUCCUCUGCAUCCGGUCCCUAGACCCCGAAUCUUAUCGAAAAAACGGAAAAACCGCGGGGAUGGAAGUAGUGGGGGCCACAAUAUACACAUGUGUAGUAUGGGUAGCUAACUGUCAAAUGGCACUUGCAGUUAGUUAUUUUACAUUAAUUCAACACGUGUUUAUAUGGGGUGGUAUAAUCCUGUGGUACUUGUUUUUACUGGCGUAUGGCGCAAUGCCGACGAGUAUAUCGACAACUGCUUACAAGGUGUUUGUUGAAACGCUUGUACCGGCGCCAAGUUAUUGGGUUGUGACUUUAUUUGUUGUGAUAGCUGCAUUGGUCCCGUACUUCUGUUAUAAGGCGGUACAGAUGCGGUUUUUCCCGGCUUACCAUGGGAUGAUACAGUGGAUUAGGUAUGAAGGGAAUACGGAUGAUCCGGAGUAUGUUAACAUGGUGAGGCAACGGUCGAUAAGGACCACGACGGUUGGGUUUACGGCGAGGUCUAUAGCGAGGGAUAAUAAUUUGUAUCACUUGAACUUGGAACGGCAAGCGCCUAAAUGAUGAUGGUUUAUAUUGAUAGGAUUUGGUGGUUGUAUAGAUGGUGGUAGUAAAAGAUUUUGGUAGUUGUUUUGGUAAAGAAUUUGUAUUCUUUAAUUGGUGUUUUGUUGUUGUACCGAUUUCCUGAAGUUCAGGGCUGUGAAGUUUUGUUGUAAAUUAGGGAAAUUGCGUAUAGAUUGAAGAGAA
Molecule: messenger RNA, 4291 nt
Organism: Helianthus annuus (common sunflower)
Lineage: Eukaryota; Viridiplantae; Streptophyta; Magnoliopsida; Asterales; Asteraceae
Product: putative phospholipid-transporting ATPase 9
Exons: 7
Coding region: 515-4108 (1197 amino acids)
Biological process (GO): phospholipid translocation
Cellular component (GO): plasma membrane
Molecular function (GO): ATP binding; magnesium ion binding; ATPase-coupled intramembrane lipid carrier activity
Source: RefSeq, a predicted model, not a curated record